Messenger RNA from Penicillium argentinense, 279 nucleotides. RefSeq lists its product as uncharacterized. The transcript has 2 exons. The record is from RefSeq and is a predicted model, not a curated record. Bases 1 to 279 code for a protein of 92 amino acids. Lineage: Eukaryota; Fungi; Ascomycota; Eurotiomycetes; Eurotiales; Aspergillaceae.
AUGACCGAGCACCCCCGUAUUGACAUUGUCUUGUUCACUGGCGUGAUUUAUACUGUGGAGAAGGACCAGGCCAUCUGCGAGAAGGCGGCCCUAUCAAAUACCACAACCAGGGUAUCACCAGCAAACCCCUGCAAGCCACGUCGAUCCCUGCCACCAGCCACAAACGGUAUUCACCAUUCGACAUCGCAGCCUGCUAAUCUACUCCGUGCGGAGGCGACUAGCACCGACCAUGCUACGGAUGACGUCCCGAACAAGCGCCACACACCCUUCUACAAGUAG